Molecule: messenger RNA, 2301 nt
Organism: Closterium sp. Naga37s-1
Lineage: Eukaryota; Viridiplantae; Streptophyta; Zygnematophyceae; Desmidiales; Closteriaceae
Source: the annotation of a GenBank genome assembly
AUGUCUGCUUCGGCAGCGCAUAAUGUCAGCAGUAGGCGGCCCGAUGCACCGCCGGCGGCUUCUCCGCUGGCCGUUUCCCCCGGCGUGCAGUUUCCGCCGGCGGCGCAGCCGGAGGUGAUGCGCGCCGCGGAGAAGGACGAGCUGUACGCGGCGUCCCUGGGCGACAUGUGCCACGACGCCAUUGGCUCGCAGCUCGGCCACCGCGUCGCGGGCCAAUGGGGCGGCCCGAUCCGCGUGGCGGCGCGGUGUCUUUAUUACCUCGUGACCACCGGCGCCGGCAGCAGGACUCUAGGGGAGGAGUAUUGCGACAUAGUGCAGGUGAGAAUCUCCCCCCUUACACCAGCGCGCCGCCUCUCGCUCGUGCUGCUGCACGCCCUGCUCCCGGCUGUAGCAGCUCACAUCAGCACCCGCGCUGCUGACCCCUUUUUCACAUCCAUCCUCCCGUUCCCACUCUCCCAGGUAUCAGGCGGCUACAAUCUCCCUCCCACGCCAGCGCGCCGCCUCUCUCUCGUGCUGCUCCACUGCCUCCUCCCUGCCGUUGCAGCUCACAUCAGCGCCCGCGCUGCUGCCCGGGGAAGGGCGCUCGCAGCAGCAGAAGAGUGGGGAGAAGCAGCAAGCGAGGGGCGAGCAGUGGAAGGGGCAGCACGGGAGGGGGGAACAAGGGAUGGGGGAGCAGUGGGGAGCGGAGCAGUGGGGAGAGGGACAGGGGGAACAACAGGCGGCCCCAGCGGGAGAGAGGGGGGCGCAAUAGAGAGAGGAGGUGUGGACGCAGCAAGUGUGAGCGGUGGGAGGGGGUUGGGAUGGGUGGCAGCUGUGGCGGCAGGGAGGCACUGGGUGGGCCGUGCGAGGGAGCGAGUGAGGGAGAGAGUGAGGGAGAUGGGGAGGAGGGCGCUGGUGGUGUGGGCGGGGGUGGCAGCACGAGGGGGGGAUGUGUUGAUGCUGCUGGGGAGGGCGCAUCUGCUGCUCUUCUACUGGCACGGGUCGUACCUGCAUGUAGCAAAGAGGGUGACAGGCGUUCGGUAUAUCUACGCAGCCCAGCCACCUGCUUAUUCCCCCAGGUUCGUGUUAUUGGCGUUUUGGAACAGAAAUAGCGACGAAUUUUCCUCUUCAUCCAACUCGACAUGCUCCCAUGCCACCCCAUGUCCUUCCCUUGCCACCCCAUGUCCUUCCCCUGCCACCCCACGUCCUUCCCAUGCCAUCCCACGUCCUUCCUAUGCCACCCCACGCCCUUCCCAUGCCACCCCACGCCCUUCCCAUGCCACCCCACGCCCUUCCCAUGCCACCCCAUGUCCUUCCCAUGCCACCCCAUGUCCUUCCCAUGCCACCCCAUGUCCUUCCCUUGCCACCCCAUGUCCUUCCCAUGCCACCCCAUGUCCUUCCCAUGCCACCCCAUGUCCUUCCCAUGCCACCUCAUGUCCUUCCCAUGCCACCCCAUGUCCUUCCCAUGCCACCCCAUGUCCUUCCCUUGCCACCCCAUGUCCUUCCCAUGCCACCCCAUGUCCUUCCCAUGCCACCCCAUGUCCUUCCCUUGCCACCCCACGUCCUUCCCAUGUCCCCAUCCGUGCCUCCCCCCAUCCAUCCCAUGCCAUCCCAUCUCCGCCCCCCACACGGCAGGUACCACAUGCUCGCAUUCUUCCUCUUCAUCCAGCUCGCCAUCCUCCCUUCCCACCCACAUUCCCUCCAUGCGCACUUGACACAUAUCCUUCACCCAUGCCCCCCCAUCCCAUCUCCGCCCCCCACACGGCAGCUGCACCGACAGCAGCCAAUGCUCCACCUGAGUCCAGCAACGGGUGGGGUGGAGAGGAGGACGCGUCUCAAGAGGGUGACGAGGAGGGGGAGGCAGGGCAGGGACCCCACCGGCAGCUGCCGAUGCUCCACCUGAGUCCAGCAAGGGGUGGGGCGAGGAGACGGAGGCGUCUCGAGAGGCUCAAGAGGGUGAUGCAGAGGGAGAGGCAGGGAGUGAGGCGAGUGGUCGGUGCUCCCUGUGCCUUGCGUCUCGCUCCCACCCCACCUGCUGCCCCUGCGGUCACAUCUUCUGCUGGUAUGCCUUUUGCUCUAUUCCUUUUCUUCCACCUUCCCAUCUUGUUUUCCACUCUUCCCUCCACCACCGCACCUGCUGUCCCAGCGGCCACAUCUUCUGCUGGUAUGCCUGUUGCUCUACUCCCCACCCACCCGGCUUGCUGCCCUAAUGGCCAUCCCUCCCUUCUGCUAGUACAACGAAUGCUCAUCAUCCAGAGUGGUGCAACGAGAAACACGAGUGCCCUCUCCUCCACCCUCCCUUUCCUCGCCCUCGUCUCAUGA